AUUCGGCUGCAAACAAUUUUUUCCCCAGAACCUCAGCCUUCCGACAUCACCGCCGACGCCAUGGCCGGCUCUCCCCGCCACCUCUCCCUCUUUCCCCUGCGCCUCCUGUUACUUCUUCCGCUGCUCGCUGCGGGUAAACCCGUCCUCGAGGACGGUUACACGGUCACCACCUUCGCCGACCUCAACCCGCUCCCGGCCUCCGGGCCACACCCCUACGCAGUCCUCCCGCGGUCCCGCGCCGGCGACCUCCUCCUCCUCGACUCCGCCGGCUCCGCGCUCUACACUAUCUCCCUCUCCUCCUCCCCCGGCGAGCCGCGCAGGCUGGCAGGGGGCAAACGAGGCUCCGGGUUCAACGACGGCGGGCCCGGCGACGCCGCCUUUGACCGCCCGCGCAGCGUCGCCGUCGAUGCCGCCGACAACGUAUACGUCGCCGACCGCCUCCAUGGUGCCGUCCGCAAGGUCGCGCCCUCCGGUUACACUACUACAAUUGCUGGAGGGUUCUCAUCAGGGCCUGGUCACAGGGAUGGACCAGCACAGAAUGCUACUUUCUCGCCAGAUUUUGCACUUGUUUAUGUCCCGAAGAUUUGUGCCUUGUUAGUAGCUGACAGAGGAAAUCGAAUGGUUAGACAAAUUAAUCUAAAGCCAGAAGAUUGUGCACAUGAAAAACAAUCAGGCUUGGGAAAUACAUUGGUGUCGUUCAUUGCAGUAUUGUGUACAUUGCUCGGUUCAUUGAUCGGAUUCUUAGCUCGUCAUUUUUACCCUGUCAAUGCAGGAAGUCUCCGUCAACCACUUUUUCAGCAGGAUACGGAAGCAAUUCCUGAGGACACAGAGGAAGGCAACUCCGAUCAGCUUCUGCGACAUAAAAAGCGCAGUUGCUAGCUUCGUGCCCUACACCCUCCUGCUGAAACUAGUAAGACUUGGUUCCGGUUAUCUACACGUGAUGUUAUCUAGUGUUAGGUUACAGCAAGAAGUUCACCGAAAGCCUUCUCGUCGACCUGAGUUACACAAGACCAUCAAUGCUCCUAACAUUGGUCUUAACAACAAAGCUCCCGUUCCUCCUACUGAGCAACUGGGUGAUCUGAUAAGCUUUGCCGGAGAUGCUGGUGUUAAGGAGGAUAGUGGUAAUGCCGAUAGUCAGGAGGGUAAGGUGUCAUCCUAUCAUGGUGACUUGAUGGGGCUUCCCUACACCCCACCGUGCAGCGUUAAGAAAAUUGAUCACAUGAUAGAGGCCAACCUAUCGAGCUUUUCAAGUCACGAGAAACGUUGUAGAUUAACUGUUAGUGGUUGUAGUGUAAGCAGGAGGGUGCAUGGAGACAAAUAAGAGGGUGUUUGGUUUGAUCAUGACAUGUAAUGUUACCCUGGGCAUUGUGGGUUCGUGUGAUGAUGCCUAAGAAUUCUGUUCUGGCAUAACAGCUUUGUAGCAAACCCAAUUACUCCAUAAUGUUCUCUUAUUGC
Molecule: messenger RNA, 1455 nt
Organism: Zea mays
Lineage: Eukaryota; Viridiplantae; Streptophyta; Magnoliopsida; Poales; Poaceae
Source: RefSeq, marked validated